Molecule: messenger RNA, 4334 nt
Organism: Harpia harpyja (harpy eagle)
Lineage: Eukaryota; Metazoa; Chordata; Aves; Accipitriformes; Accipitridae
Gene: PEX5L
Product: peroxisomal biogenesis factor 5 like
Exons: 16
Coding region: 502-2433 (643 amino acids)
Biological process (GO): protein import into peroxisome matrix, docking
Cellular component (GO): cytosol; peroxisomal membrane
Molecular function (GO): protein binding
Source: RefSeq, a predicted model, not a curated record
AGGGCCGCCGGGGCCAGGGCCGCCGGGCGGGCAGGCCGGGGCGGCUAGCAGCGGGACGAAGCGAGGCGCGGAGCGGCGCGGCGGGCGAGGCCCGGCAGCGGGCGGCCCCGUUCCGCUCCGCCCCGCGGCGCUCCCCGCCCGGCGGCCCCGCAGCCGCCGCCGCUGCCGCCUGGGUCCGGCCCGCCUCCCCCCAGCACCCCGCGAGGAACAGCUCCUUUGCAGUUUGCAGCACCGCAUUAAAAAGGGAGAGAGAGGGAGGGAGAGGCAGAAGGGAAGCGAGAGGAGAGAAGCAAGCAGCCCGGAUCACCGGGUUACUGAAAGCAGUAAAGGAACGUCCAGGACAAACUGAAUCUUUUGCGAAAAAUAGCUCUUUCAGGGUUAGGCUUUUUUUUUUUUUCUCUCCCCCUCUUUCUUUUAGUCGAGCGCACAGGAGAAGUGCCCCCAACCCCAGCGUACACACAACCUGUCGGCCUGAGGGGCACCCGAACCAGACAAAGCAGAAUGUACCAGGGACACAUGCAGGCAGUAGGUGAAACCUUGAAGAAAAAGUGGCUCUGUCUUCAAAAAAGUGACCUGACCUUUGCUUUGGGGAAAGGCUCUAGGGCGGCAGAUAAGGCUGUUGCCAUGGUGAUGAAGGAGAUUCCGAGGGAGGAGUCUGCAGAAGAAAAGCCCCUCCUUACUAUGACAUCACAGGGGUGCAGAAGCCAAAAGGAAGCAGAAUCAAGUGAAAAACUGGUGAACGAGCAACAAGAAAGCAGACCCCUUCUGAGCCCCUCCAUUGAUGACUUUCUCUGUGAAACUAAACCAGAAGCUGUUGCAAGGCCUGUAACAUCAAACACUGCAGUAUUAUCAACAGGUCUGGAUCUCUUGGAUCUUAGUGAACCUGUCUUACAAACCCAAAACAAAGCAAAGAAAUCAGAGAAUCCAUCAAGAAGUGAAGGCUUAAAAGCUUCAACCCACAGAAAGAAGACAGACAAUUCUGACCUUAUCAGUGUGGAUACUGAGCAGAAAGUCCAGACUGUCAGAGUUUCAGACAAGUCUUCACUAGAUUUAGUUGAUAUUCAGACACAGCUAGAGAAAUGGGAUGAUGUCAAUUUUCAUGGGGACAGGAGUAGCAAGGUCCACCCUUCUACAGAGCGACCAUCAUCAUCAUCCAGAGCUCCAUCAAAAGAGCUUUUAUGGUCUACAGAAAACAGAUCACAGUCUGAGCUGACUAACGUCAAGAGUGCCUUGGACUCUGAUUCAACAUCAGAAUUAGAACUUGCACCUGCAACACAGGCACGAUCAACUAAGGAGCAGCGUUGGGGAGGGCCUCUUCUCUCCAGAAAUCACUCCUUGGAGGAGGAAUUUGAAAGAGCGAAGGCAGCUGUUGAGUCAGACACAGAGUUUUGGGAUAAAAUGCAAGCAGAAUGGGAAGAAAUGGCUCGCAGAAACUGGAUUUCAGAGAACCAGGAAGCACCAGGGCAAGUCACCAUCUCAACCAUUGAGAAGGGUUAUUAUUUCCAUACUGAGAAUCCCUUCAAAGACUGGCCUGGUGCUUUUGAGGAAGGACUGAAAAAAAUGAAAGAGGGUGACCUGCCAGUUACAAUCUUAUACCUGGAAGCUGCUAUUCUACAAGAACCCAAUGAUGCAGAGGCCUGGCAGUUCCUGGGUAUAACACAGGCAGAGAAUGAAAAUGAGCAAGCAGCCAUUGUCGCCCUCCAAAGGUGCUUGGAACUACAGCCAAACAACCUAAAAGCACUGAUGGCCCUGGCUGUAAGUUAUACUAACACUGGCCAUCAACAAGAAGCCUAUCAAGCUCUAAGAAACUGGAUAAAGCAAAAUCCAAAAUACAAGUAUAUAGUAAAAAGCAAAAAAGGGUCCCCGGCACUUACCAGAAGAAUGUCCAAGACAUCAGAUGAAAGCUCAUUACUUGAAGAAGUAAAGGAUUUGUACCUGGAGGCCGCUCACCAGAAUGGUGAUAUGAUAGACCCUGACUUGCAGACGGGACUUGGAGUUCUUUUCCAUCUGAAUGGAGAAUUUAACAGAGCAAUAGAUGCAUUUAGUGCUGCUUUAACUGUUCGGCCAGAGGACUAUACAUUAUGGAACCGUCUUGGAGCAACCUUAGCAAAUGGGGAUCGAAGCGAAGAAGCUGUCGAGGCCUACACACGUGCUUUAGAAAUACAACCUGGCUUCAUUAGGUCCAGAUACAAUUUAGGAAUAAGCUGCAUAAACUUAGGGGCAUACAGAGAGGCUGUCAGCAAUUUUCUCACUGCUCUCAGUUUGCAAAGAAAGAGCAGGAAUCAACAACAGGUUCCCCAUCCUGCUCUAUCAGGCAAUAUUUGGGCAGCACUUCGAAUUGCUCUGUCUAUGAUGGACCAGCCAGAACUAUUUCAAGCUGCCAAUGUGGGUGAUCUAGACAUUCUGUUAAGAGCUUUUAAUCUAGAGCCGUAAUAGAAAAUAUCCACAAAUUGAUUAAAUUGUAUUAGGAAACAGAGAACUCUUUUAUUACUCAUCUCAAAAUGAUCACAUUUUCCAAAAGAUCAUGGCUGUAAAUCAGUAGGGGAAUUCUCUUGGACAUUAUUCAAAAAGGAAAAGUUCAAAAGCACAAAAUAUUGUAAAUAAAUUCAAACUCAAAGGACUGAAAUGAGCUGCGGCUAAUCUGACAGCCCUGAACUAGAUGAAAUAGCCAUUUCUGAAGAAUCUUCAUCCCGUGCAAGCUAUAUCUCUCUCUAUAUACGCAGCUAUACAAAGAAAAAUAUAUUAAGAACAAACCUAGAUAAUCGUUAUUGCACAUUAGAAUGGCAAACAAUGCAUCCAAGGAACCUGCUUAGUAGCUCAUCGCACUAUGCUGACAUCACUUUGCCCUACAACGUGGAUUCCCUGUCCUUUGGUUUCUUUGUUGAAAAGUCUGCUCAAGGUCCAUUUUUAACAUAGCUCUGAAAAUAGAUGCAUGUAAAAUGGAUGUAUUUUGUUUUGAAUACAUUUAUUAGCUGGCAGUCAAGAAAAUUUUUGCUUCCAAAGGUACCUUGGUUAAUUUGGGCCCAAUUCUGCAGGCUCAUAAAGUUGUAAACCAUGUGCAAUGUUAAGAGCAACAUUGUACAUGGCAGUCUGUGGGAUUAGGCCAGGUACAUAUGGGAAGGCCAAGUGUUGCCAGCAGAAGUGGUAAUUUGCACUAGAAUUGUUGCUGUUUAAGCCAGCUCUCCCUGAUCUUGGACAGAGUAUGUCUGCUUCAAAGGAGCACAUAGCAGGAUCUGCACCUAUCUAUGUACUUACGCACUUUAAUCUUUCUUUUUGUAAAAUAGUGCUAUGCUUUUAUUUUAGUUACUAACAACAGAAUGUACAGGAUAGCCUUGUUGGCAUAGAGGACCAAAUAUCAUUUCCUGAAAUGUGAUGAGAGGGUUUUCAAUAUUCUUAUGUUUAAAAAAUGCAAAUACAGUAUAAACUGCAAUAUCUAUUAGAAAGAUUAUUCUAUUAUGCAUCCAUCAGGUACUACACACAUACAUGCAUGUGCAUGCACAUACAUGUUGUAUGUGAAUUAUGUCAUUUCAGAACAUAAUAAGCCACAGAUCUUUAUUGAAAAUAAACAAAAAUCUUCAUAGGAGUUAACGCCUGCAGACCAUGCUCAAGGGAAAAAAUUGGUCUCUAUAAGGCUUGUAGGAUUGAGACUAAGAUUUGAUCCUGCCAUUAUGGCAAGCAGUAGCAAAGGUCUCGGUGACCUCCAUGAUAGCAGACUAAAUCCUUAGAUAACAUCAGUAUUUGUAGCUGCUUCAAAAUGUAUAUAUAUACACCAUCUUAAUUUUCCCUUAUUGGAUGAAUGGGGAACAGUAUUGAGGGCAGUACACUGCCACAUGAUGAAUGGAUUGAUUUGGCUACAGUCAAACACGUUUAGCUCAAGGUGAAUGUGUCAAUCAAAGACAGGAAUGGAAAUUUUUAAGGAGAUAAUUUUCAGUUGCUGACGGUUUUAAUAAUUUUCCUAAAUAGCGAAAGAUAAAAAGUGGAAUUAGAUGGCUACUGUGUUGAUAUGUGGUCAGGAAUUCAAUGUGCAUGGUAGCUAUUGGAAUAUGUUAAAAUGGGACAAAUAGCACGUUUCCUAUAAACAGCAAUAAAAGAAAAAUCCAGCUCAGUCAUUUGGAUAAAAAAAAAAAAAAAAUCCAACUGCACAGAUCACAGAGAAAGAAGUUCUGUGGCAAUUGGACAGUUUCACCAGUACAAACCUAAAGUUUCUUGCAGCUGUCUGUUAUUUUGAGCAACCACUUAAAGGAAAAUUCCAUGUAAGAUAGUGUAAUCACUGCAUCUAAUCACCAACUACAGUUUGUUAAAUAGAAAAAAUAAAUUCUCAUUAAAAAAUAAAA